Melozone crissalis (California towhee) is the source of this 972-nucleotide messenger RNA. It is a transcript of the gene LOXL1, whose product is annotated as lysyl oxidase like 1. The transcript has 7 exons. The record is from RefSeq and is a predicted model, not a curated record. The coding region runs from base 83 to 889 and encodes 268 amino acids. Gene Ontology annotation, biological process: peptidyl-lysine oxidation. Gene Ontology annotation, molecular function: protein-lysine 6-oxidase activity; copper ion binding. Lineage: Eukaryota; Metazoa; Chordata; Aves; Passeriformes; Passerellidae.
GGCGGGAGUGCCGCUGGAUCGCCGCUACUCGCACAGCCUGUACCACGACGGCGGCGCCGAGGCGCAAACCGGGACGGGAUCCAUGGAAAAUCUGGGAUUUGGGGCGCAGUUCCCGCCCCACGAGGCGCAGCCGCCGUUCCGUGCGCCCGAAUCCUUUGGGGUCGCUCAUCCCGAGCCCUUCAUUCCCGAAAUUCCUCAGGCCGUGCCCGACAGCCAAGCGCGGCUCAGCGUGGGCAGCGUCUACAGGCCCAGCUUUGGGGCCAGAGGUCUCCCGGACCUGGUCCCGGACCCCAACUACGUCCAGGCGUCCACGUACGUGCAGAGAGCUCACCUGUACUCGCUGCGCUGCGCCGCCGAGGAGCGCUGCCUGGCCAGCACGGCGUACGCGGCCGAGGCCACCGACUACGACGUGCGGGUGCUGCUGCGCUUCCCGCAGCGCGUCAAGAACCAGGGCACGGCCGAUUUCCUGCCCAGCCAGCCCCGCCACCGAUGGCAGUGGCACAGCUGCCACCAGCACUACCACAGCAUGGCGGAGUUCAGCCACUAUGACCUGCUGGAUGUCACCUCGGGCCGCCGGGUGGCCGAGGGACACAAGGCCAGCUUCUGCCUGGAGGACACCACCUGCGACUUCGGCCACCUCAAGCGCUACGCCUGCACCGCCCACACACAGGGGCUCAGCCCAGGCUGUUACGACACCUACAACGCCGACAUCGACUGCCAGUGGAUCGACAUCACCGACGUCCCCCCAGGGAACUACAUCCUCAAGGUCCAGGUCAAUCCCAAAUAUUUGGUGCUGGAGUCGGAUUUCACCAACAACGUCGUGCGCUGCCACAUCCACUACACCGGGCGCUUCGUGUCCGCCUCCAACUGCCGCAUCGCCCAAUCCUGACGGCAGCGGAACCCCAGGAGUGUCACCCGUCCCCUUUCCUGGGAAGUCCUCGAGGUGGCUCCGCUGCGUUCCCAAAGUUUCCC